AUUUCCAUUCAUGUGGUUCAAAUAAUAAUAAACGACUUUCUUAAAACUUGAAAUAUGGGUAUCCGGUCACCUGGUGGUUUCUUUCAAAAAGUAACAAUUUGUAGCAAUUGUAAAAAUAGUUCCAAGUUGAAAUUUCGAAGCGUGUUUGAAAUUUAUUUUCCUUUGGAGAUUCAUUUAUAUAAUGGCUGCAACAAGCGUGGACUAUCGCAAUUUCUCGCUUGUUUUCAAAGCGUUCCGUCUGAAAAAAAAUGCCCCAAAUGGAAUGAUUUGCCGUUGCGGGCUCGAAAAAGAGGAUACUGUUUUAUCUAAAGAUGAGGAGAGAUAUAUUGAAGAAAAUAUUGGUGGGUUGAGAUUAUUUUCCAGUGAUUCUUUUCGAAUAGAAACCAUAAUGGUACCAACAUGUGAUGACAACUUUUCAUCAACUAAAUUUUGAAAAAACUUUUUCGUGGUGUUAGGUCACCUUACAAGAGUUUAAUGUGGUGUGGCCGCCUUCUGAUUGAAUUCCACGAAGAAAACCAAUGCAGUCGGUAUUUAUCGUCUGCUCUGAAGUUUUAUAUAAAAGCGAUUGAAAUCUACAAAGAGGCUCGCUAUCUUUUACAUAUCCGUCCUUUUAAUAUGAUAAUGAAAAAACUUUUAAGGCUUUCAUCUAAAUUUCGCGUUCACCAGAGUGUAUUUCUCGAGCUUUUGAGAUUGCUUAGCACAGAUCGAUAUUAUUAUCUGUCUGAUUUUCUGACUGACGAUGAGGUUUGUGUGUUAGAAGAUAUAUUUAGAGCAGCAAACGAACUUAAACUAGAUAUAUUGGUGUUAUGGGAAAAAGUAGACAGCGGAUCUUACACUUUAUUUAAUUGGUUUAUAUAUGAACACGCUGAAUUUCUUAUUCCAUUAAUCAAAUUUGGAAAGAUAGAGAACAUGGCAAGGGAGAGUGGUUUUCUUUGUUUGCAGUGUUCAUUGUUCAUAUUGGAUACGUCAACUAUAGUGAACAUUGACUGUGAAUACAACUCCACAACAUUCCGCGCAUGGCAAACUUUGCGUUUGUUUUUUCUAGCAAAGUCAGACAUGGAUCCAACUAUAGGAACCUACGUACUGAAGUUAUUGUGGAAUAGUAUAACAGAGCCAUUCCUGUGUCAGGAAGAGUUCGAAAAGAUUGUCAAAGCAAUUGAAACAUCUGAUCGAUUAACUGCAGCAUGGGAUUGGUAUGCAAACCAUGUGCUGGAAAACGUCAUCUCACCCAGAGAACCAAGGUCUCUGGUCCAUCUUUCAAGGUGUUCCGUUCGUAGGCAACUGGCGACAUGCCUUCAGCUUCCGUGUGGUGUUGACCAGAUUAAUGUUCCGAAGAUUCUAAAAGAUUAUAUUCUUUUGGAACAUUGAAUGCUUUUUACCUGCGCAGAGCUGAAAAAGCUGUGCAAUUUCGAUGAAUAAAUUUCAUUCUAAUAAGUAAAUUGCAAGUGUUAAUUGUGCAUUGUUUUGACUCAACACCAAAGAUAAAAUUUCCCCAUUUUUCCUCGGAAAUUAUUAAAACUCCAGGAUACAUUGCUAAACAAACAAUGAAAUUUUCCUUUCGUAGAAGAUAUGUUAGCUAUAAUAUUUUGUAGGAAAUAAAUUUUCAAAACAGGAA
Molecule: messenger RNA, 1615 nt
Organism: Parasteatoda tepidariorum (common house spider)
Lineage: Eukaryota; Metazoa; Arthropoda; Arachnida; Araneae; Theridiidae
Biological process (GO): intracellular signal transduction
Source: RefSeq, a predicted model, not a curated record